Molecule: messenger RNA, 3116 nt
Organism: Gavia stellata (red-throated loon)
Lineage: Eukaryota; Metazoa; Chordata; Aves; Gaviiformes; Gaviidae
Gene: TSPAN14
Product: tetraspanin 14
Exons: 9
Coding region: 58-870 (270 amino acids)
Biological process (GO): regulation of vascular endothelial growth factor signaling pathway; protein localization to plasma membrane; protein maturation
Cellular component (GO): membrane
Source: RefSeq, a predicted model, not a curated record
CCCAACUUGACGAAACUUAGCGAGCAGGCUGCUGCCCCCGACGCUUUGCUGUAGAAGAUGCACUAUUACCGAUACUCUAAUGCAGAAGUCAGCUGUUGGUACAAAUACCUGCUCUUCAGCUACAACAUUGUCUUCUGGCUAGCUGGGGUGGCCUUCCUUGCAGCUGGUCUGUGGGCAUGGAGUGAAAAGGGUGUAUUGUCUGAUCUGACAAAGGUGACUGGACUUCAUGGUCUGGACCCAGUGGUGCUUGUCUUAGUGGUGGGAAUAGUGAUGUUUACUUUAGGAUUUGCUGGUUGUGUAGGAGCACUGAGAGAAAACAUCUGCCUUCUGAAGUUUUUCUGUGGAGCAAUUGUGUUUAUAUUCCUGCUGGAGCUGGCAGUGGCAGUUCUGGCUUUCCUGUUCCAGGAUUGGGUGAGGGACAAGGUCAAGGAAUUCUUUGAGAAUAACAUUAAAUCCUACCGAGAUGAUAUUGACCUCCAGAACCUCAUUGAUUCGCUACAGAAAAUUAACCAUUGCUGUGGUGCCCAAGGUCCAGAUGAUUGGGACUUUAACAUAUACUUUAACUGCAGCAGUGAAAGCAAAAGUCGUGAGAAGUGCGGUGUUCCUUUUUCCUGUUGUAUACCUGAUCCUGCUCAAAAAGUUGUGAAUACACAGUGUGGCUAUGAUAUCAGAAAAAAGAGCAAGAGUCAAUGGGAUGAUCAGAUUUUUGUCAAAGGAUGUAUCCUUGCUCUUGAAGCUUUGUUACCCAGAAAUAUCUACAUUGUUGCAGGUGUCUUCAUAGCUAUCUCACUGCUCCAGAUUUUUGGGAUUUUCCUAGCCAGGACAUUGAUUUCUGAUAUUGAAGCUGUAAAGGCAGGUAAUGCCUUCUGAAUAUAAAAGCGGACACGUGUUCAAAAAAGUAUUCUACAGUUAUUGGUCAGACACCAAGGUGGAAGGAAAUGCACAGACCAUUAAAUAUACUCUGGUUAUAAAAAAGCCUUGUGUGGAUUUUACUCUGCUCAUGCUUUUUGUUAAAAGCUGGUACAAAAAAAAAAUCUCAACACACACCUGUCUACCUUUAGUCUAACAAGACAGCUCAGUGCACAAGCGUUGAUCUCCGAGGAAGAAAUGGAAUUUCCCAAGACAUUGGAGGAACAGAUUUUAAAGACUGUAGCAAGGAGACAUGAAACUGCUGUAAAACUCUUCCCUUGAAGGAUUACUGUGAAGAUUGUUCUGUUUUCACUCCCAUCUGUCAUCAAUCUCAAUCUAAUCUUUUCAGAAGGCAUGCUGAUUUCUUAAGAAUCUUGAAAUCAUUUUAUUCUCUACAGUAGAUUAAUGCAGUCAUUUUUUGGCAAGGUGCCCAGCAACAAUAAUCGUCAUGGUAUUGGAAAUUGGAAAAAAAACCAGUCACAUUGUCUAGUUCUAUAAUUGAUUUUUCAGUUGUGCAGAAGUAGGGAUAUUUCUGUUUGACUGGGAAUAACAGAUGUCUCAGGAACAGGAACCUGUGCUCAGCAUCAGAGCUUGAGUAACCUAUAUCAUUUGAAAAUGCAAGCCUUUUCUCAAGAGGGGAAAAAUCUGACUAUCUAUAGCAUUAUAUGUUAGAAAUCUCCAUUUCAGGCAAGGGGGUGUGAAUCCCUGAUGCUGUUUCCUGUCUGCAAAAAAUGUAAAUAUUCUUUAUUUAUAGAAGAAAAAAAUCUUUAAAAAUGCUUAGCUUUUUAUUGAUCAGUAAUAUCUUUAAAAAGUGCUGUCUGCAGAAAUUUCAAAAUGCAGCUUGUUUCAGUAGGUAGCAAGCAUACUAUGCUGGCUGUUUGAUGGUUUUUGCCUUUCCUCUAGUUUCUCUCACAACUGCUAUAUUGAUCUUGACAAGUCCUAACUGCUAAUAUCAGGACUGAUGAAAAACACUUAAAUUCAGCAUUAAUCCCUACUGAAAUCUGUUUUUUAAUGAGGAAAUAUACAUUUAGUGAAAGAUUAGAGUUGUUGAAUUUUUAAAUCUUCUGUAAGCUAUUGAAUAACGAGUUCUGCUUGUAUUCAGAUACAUGGUUCAAGUGCCAGUCACAAUAUGGUGAACCAGAAUGAUUUCUUCACAGUAAUUUUCUGCAUCAGGCUGAACUAGUCCUGCUGAAGUAAUUUUUUAUUUUUAUCAGAAGAAAACUUAAACUCUCUUCUUCCCGUCCUCCCUUCUUGGGGGUUCAGUAGAUAGAUCUGUAGUUCAGUAAGAGUCCCAGUCAUCUUUAAAAGACUGGCAUAAUAUUUUUAGCUUUAAGAUAGAAGUAUGUGACUGAAAAGUUCUUGGAAGUAACUGUCGCUGUCAGUUUUAUUGUGGGCCAUAUAACUAACAUUGUUUACUGCUUCCAGUGACACCAAUUUCUUCAGGGAGAGCAGUUUUAUUUACAGUGCCUAACAUAGUGUAAAUUGUAGAAAAGUAUAUAUUUUUAUAAUGAUAUUUUACUACAUGUAGUCUGCCUGAAGGAUUUAAUAGUUUAUUUCCAAAGUAUAUGGCUUUCUUAGAAGCCAAACUUUUAAAUAUCUCUCUAAUGUCCUUUUUUCUAUUAUGCAUGCAUUAAUGAAUAUUUCACUGGCAAAAGCUGAUCAACAGUAAGAAUCUUUGUCUGAUUGUCCAGACAUCCUUCUAGCUUUUAAUCUGUGAAGUGCUUCACAGAUCAUCCUGUACUGCUCAUGUGUACUUCAGUUCAGCUUUCAUAGUUCUUUUUCUGGCCAGUGAUUGAGACACAACAGGAAAAGGAAGCUUGUCUAAGGAUGGCUGAUUUCCUUACAGUAGCAGAGAACAGUCUGCUAUUACUCAUCUGAAAAACCUGAAAGUAAAAUCGCUAGAAGUGCACUGUGGUAUUUUUUAGCUUUGAUAUACAACAAGGAAACAAUAGCAGUAGAUCGCUGAGGGGAGAGCAAGAGACAUUUCUUCUGUGUAGAACCUUGAAUGAGAUCUGUAUUAUUUAUAUGUUGAAUCUAGUCCAUUAGGAGCAGCCAAAAAUUUGCUGCUGUUACUGCUACUUUGCAAGCAACAAAGCAGCGUCCAGCAACUUUUGCUUUAAACUCUGGUGCUUGAAACUUUACAACACCCCAUCAACCAACUUAUUCUGUUAAGGUUAUAUGUAAUCUGAUGUAUGUAAAAUGGGAGA